CUUCAUUUUCAUUGGAUUUUAAUUAUUUUUAUUUUUAGUGUAAAUUUGAAAUUUUUAUUGAGAAUCGUUAUUUGCCUGUGCUCCAUUCGUCACUUCGUACACGGGUCCAAAGUGAAGAACAUGACUUAUGCGGUCACGAGGCAAAUACGCUCGCUCGGAUUUCCCGAGAACACUGGAAUGGGGAUUUUUUUUGCUGUCAGCAUCCCCAUAGAUAUCCCGAACAAAUCCAUCGCAGUGUCGUUUUACUUCGAGGCUAAUUACCGGCUCCCGGACUACAAGAACUCGAGCUACUCCGACGAAUACUUCGGCGUGAGGAGUCUCGACAGACGACUGCUUUACGAAAUGCUCCAGAGCAAACUGGAGAGGGCCGGUUUUCCUGGCAAACCUUGCCUGAUGCGAGCAAUAUGUGACGCUGCGAAAAAGCCCCUCACCAAGAAUGGCCUCGUCGACCUUCUUCGUCGCGGAGUGAGGAAAUCGAGGUCGAAGUUCAGCGAGCCGAGUUCGAGGAGGACUGCACCCGGUACAAAGAAUGCCCGGUCAACGUCUUGGAUCUCAUAAGUUACUAUAUUUGAAAAAGCAACAUAUUUCGUUAUAUUUACACAAAUACAGUAUGA
Messenger RNA from Venturia canescens, 614 nucleotides. RefSeq lists its product as uncharacterized. The record is from RefSeq and is a predicted model, not a curated record. NCBI's taxonomy places the organism in Eukaryota, Metazoa, Arthropoda, Insecta, Hymenoptera, Ichneumonidae. The transcript has 4 exons. The coding region runs from base 121 to 558 and encodes 145 amino acids.